Messenger RNA from Penicillium expansum, 1305 nucleotides. Its product is annotated as Yippee-like protein. Lineage: Eukaryota; Fungi; Ascomycota; Eurotiomycetes; Eurotiales; Aspergillaceae. Bases 1 to 1305 code for a protein of 434 amino acids. The record is from RefSeq and is a predicted model, not a curated record. Gene Ontology annotation, molecular function: ornithine decarboxylase inhibitor activity. The transcript is spliced from 4 exons.
AUGCAGCGUUUCCUCGACCAAGACUCCCAGAGCACUGUUCUAGCUACUUGCUACAGUGUUGAGCCGUCGACCUCCAAGGUCCACGGCUUCCACUACUGCACUACCCUGGGCGCCGGUAAGUAUCUCGGGUACAGUGGUAUCCCUGAGGUCCCUUCGGGGACUAAAUCGUCUCUUUUAAGUCCUCCCCACGACAUCCUCGAUUCCCGCGCGGAACGAACCUGGCCUGGAAAUAGGCCAGAGUACAAGGGGGAGGCAACGCAUAACAUCCCGGAAGAGUGUGAGAGACUCUUCUGUGACAAACUGUCUGCGACAUUCCUGGGUGAGAGGAAUUCCGUGCGACAGGAGUCACUGGGGAUGGAUGUGUACCAAAACAUCCAGUCAAACCAAAUCAGGCACCAGCAUGAUCGAAUCCAGCGAUGGAUAGAAGUGUGGGAUUACUCUAGUGAUGCUAUCUACCGCGGAUUUGUGGCUGAACACAAUAAGGAGCGGACAUUGUUUGUCUUCUUCGAGGACCGUGCACUUGAACACGGCCUCAAGUCAGGGGCUACAAUCACCUUCACCUUCAUUCACUUGGACAUCCCUUCCAACCUUGAGAAGCCUUUAAGAAUGUCUAAGGAUCGCGUCAAAACUCUCCAGUUCCCCAAAUUCCUCCUUCCCUCUGUGUUUUCCACCAAACCCAGUGCGGGGCUUUCUCCAACAGACCAUAGACCGCAAAACACGAAGACCGAGAAGUAUCUCGACGGCCAUGUUUCCUAUCUACGCUGUGCAGGCUGUGCCUCACAUCUUUGCUGGACUUCCCAAAUUAUUAGCAAAGGGUUUACAGGUCGCCAUGGCCGUGCCUAUCUUGUGUCGGCGGAGCCAGUAGCCACUGCUGUGUCGGUCAGCGCGUCGUCUUCGCCUACAGCCUCACUUCCCAAUACGAUACUGCAGCGUCCAGUUCCUCGCCAGCUUGUUACAGGGGCACAUACAGUCAGUGAUGUUAGCUGCACGUUCUGUGACAGUGUCCUGGGCUGGAAGUAUGUUGCAGCCGAAGAAGAAUCACAGCGGUACAAGGUUGGCAAGUUCAUUCUGGAAACCAAGAAAAUCGCCGCCUCUUCAUGCUGGGAAUCCCCCCCCGGUGUGGAUCGGACUAUGCAAGCCGAUCACCCAUAUGAAAUCGAGUCUGGCCCAGCAGAUACAGAGUUUGACAGCCAGGAUGAAGAUGAGUGUGAGGACCUGUUUGCCGGAAUCUGGAGCCCUGGACUUGCUGCACGUCGAAGAAACCGUGAGAUCAAACGUCGUCCUGCGAUGUGGGGAAUCUCAUAA